Molecule: messenger RNA, 1578 nt
Organism: Ctenopharyngodon idella (grass carp)
Lineage: Eukaryota; Metazoa; Chordata; Actinopteri; Cypriniformes; Xenocyprididae
Product: Galectin-related protein A-like
Exons: 4
Coding region: 142-591 (149 amino acids)
Molecular function (GO): carbohydrate binding
Source: RefSeq, a predicted model, not a curated record
GGAGGCGCGAGGCGCGGUUCUCAGAUUCAACUCCGGUCUCGCGCUCUGCCAUGAUCAAUUCCGUGCAUGACAGCUAUUGUCCUCGCGCUUGAAACGUAACACCUGCACGAAUAAACUAAAGCCAUUGCGACAGAAGAAAGCAUGACAGAUAAGGAGAACAUCCGAAACGAGGAGGACUAUGUUGGGGAGAUCAAAGGGGGUCUCCGGCCGACCAUGAGGCUGAUAGUGAUGGGUAUUGUUCACAAGCAGCCCAAAAGUAUGGUAGUGUUAGUGUCAUGCCAGUCUAAAGGAGAGGGGGAUGAGGAAAUCGAGGGUGAUGUGGGUCUGGAGUUGAAGGUGAACUUUCCAGAAAAGGCUGUGCUUCGUAACGCUCGUCUGUCAGGACAGUGGGGCGCUUCAGAGACUGCCCUGUCUUUCUUCCCCUUUGCUCCAGGAGAGCCUUUUAAGAUGGAGAUUGUGUGCGAGCACCAGCAGUUCCGUAUUCUGGUGGAUGGGCAGCCGUUGUGUGGUUUUGCUCACAGAUUGACUCAGCUAGCGUCUCUCACUGCUCUUAGAGUUCAUGGAGACCUACAGCUCACCAAAGUGGCUUGAGAAAGAGAGGAAUUGACUAUUCAUUGAAGCAACAAAACUAAGGUUUUAGAAUCCUGAGCGUACUGUACACUAAUUGCCUGUUUUUUAACAGUUUCUCCAGUGAUUUUUAUUUGCAGUGGCAAACGAGCCUGUUCAUUUUAAAAUGAUUUUGUGUGUGUUUGGACACAUUUGUAGAAGAAAAUCUCUGAAGGAGCUGUGUUACCCGAUGUGCAACCAGCUUUAACCUACAAAACAGUGGAGUUCCAAUCAAGGUUUUUUUAAAUUAAGAACGAUUUGCCAUUAACUAGCUCAGACAGAAGAUAGUUUUUAAAAUACAUAAUGUACUACCUAACUUUUUUGUUUGCUUUGUGUUUAGAUAUGAUUAGUUUAUUUGGCUCUUUGAUACAGAAGCAAAAGUGCCUUCAUUUGUUCCAUUAGAUGCACUUAUACAGUAGAGGUCUUUAGGUGUGCUGUAGCAGUAAUUGUUGAUGUUCAAAUUCAUUUGUAUUUACAUUUACACAUUUGGCAGAUGCUAAAUUAUACAUUUGAUCAGUUCAUGCCUUCCGUGGGAAUUGAACACAGGAUGUUAGCAUUGCUAACGGCAUGCCCGACUGGGGUACAGGAAUGUAUCAACAACAACAUGUUUUUGUUUGCCUGUCUGAAAAAUUGGUCAUUUCAACAGAAUAACUCAGAAUCGUAAGAGAAUAAUUUUUUGUUAAUCUUUUGUUCAUGUGAAUGUACCGCAUAACAGUUUAGAUGGCAUUGGGAACCUAAGCAUUCAUAACUGACACCCGAAUGUUCACUUUAAAAUGCUGCAGUUGAAUUGAUUUGAGGAAAGAGGACUCAAAGUCCAUCUGAAGUCUGUACUUGGUGCUGUUAAUCUACUCACUUAAUGCUGCAAAUGAAGCAUGUAUUAAAUAACUUUAAUGAUUAGGUUCAGGUUUACUUGAAUAUCUGUUAACAAUAAUUGCAAUAUGUACUGUAAACAGUAAACGUUUCUUAAAGAAC